UAUCGCAAUCAGUGAUCACUACCUGCCUGACUCCGUACGGUUCUGUAUAUGUAGGAUGUGCUGGGUACUAUUCAAAGACACUGCCCGGAUUACCUCGAAAGUACGGAUAUUUGCACAAAUACAUCAUUCAGGGGUGGGUUUAUACGCUCGAACCCCUCCUUCACCUGGACCGUGCUUUUAGCCUCUGUUCCACCUUGCUUUGUCCCAAUUUAACGUACAGGCACCCACCAACGAGGGCUUCACUCCAGGCGCCUCCUUAUGCUGCACACUAAGAAUUCGGCCGUCUUGCGCCUGGCGUUCUAAGCUUGAGCUCUACCACACAUGUUCCCCAGCUUGAGCUCUCAUCGUCAUGUCACCCUCGCCCCCUUCAACCCCUCCUCCGAACCACGUUAGCGUCCUGGAGCAGACGGUGUCGCUCCUCAGCAGCGUCGCAGGCUACAUGCGCCUGCCGGCCAUUGCCUCAACUGGUAUCGCCGUUCUCCUCACCACUGUCCUCUACUUCAAGCAGAAAGCCCUGAUCUACCCUUCACAUAUGCCACCGAACUCCCGAACCGAGGUCCCCCGCCCAAGUCAGUUCCAGAUCAAAGAUUACGAGGAGCUCAUCAUCCCUACCAAUGACGGCGCGAAACUGUCGGCCUUUUACAUCCGGGGCCCCCGCACCCGGAGCGGACGUGCCAAUGUCACGGUGCUCAUGUUCCAUGGCAACGCGGGCAAUAUCGGCCAUCGGCUUCCCAUUGCCCGCAUGCUGAUAAGCUACACGGGCUGCAACGUCUUCAUGCUCGAGUAUCGCGGUUACGGCCUCUCAACAGGCGAGCCGGACGAGAACGGCCUGAUGGUGGAUGCCCAGACGGCGCUCGAUUAUCUUCGAGACCGGGCCGAGACCCGGGACCACAAACUCAUCAUCUACGGCCAGAGUCUGGGCGGUGCGGUCAGCAUCAAGCUCGUGGCCAAACACCAGAAGGCCGACGAUAUCUCAGGCCUGAUCCUCGAGAACACCUUCCUAAGCAUGAGGAAGCUGAUUCCUAGCAUAAUUCCGCCUGCCAAAUACUUCACCUUGCUAUGUCACCAGGUCUGGCCGAGCGACACAUAUAUACCCCAGAUCAAAAAGGUUCCCAUCCUGUUCCUCAGCGGACUACGCGAUGAGAUUGUCCCACCAACUCAUAUGCGGCAACUAUAUGAGCUUUCGACGGCGCCAACCAAAAUCUGGAAACCCCUUCCCAGCGGCGACCACAACUCGAGCGUCCUGGAAGAGGGGUACUUCGAGGCCAUCGCAGACUUCAUCGCCCAAGUCACCAGCGACUGAAGGGUGGAUGAUUUAAAGAAGCAGACGUCAUCAUGAGCUUAGGAGGAACGGCUUCUUCUUCUUCUCCUUCCAUCUUCUUUCCUCCUCCUCCUUUUUGCCCGCGAAGGUCGCGAUUCGCCUAUCUCUACGGCUUUACCCGGGUCACAGGGGAAGCAAGGGCGGACUAGCGGGUUACUUGAAGGCCGCUACCACCUGCUAUGUACAUACCUUAUUCUAUUCUACAAUUUGAUACCCACCCCCCCUUUGCGGAGCUGAAUUAGGUAGGACGGUAAUAUGCAAUAACCUUAUUU
Phialemonium atrogriseum is the source of this 1593-nucleotide messenger RNA. Its product is annotated as alpha/beta-hydrolase. Lineage: Eukaryota; Fungi; Ascomycota; Sordariomycetes; Cephalothecales; Cephalothecaceae. The coding region runs from base 350 to 1303 and encodes 317 amino acids. Gene Ontology annotation, cellular component: membrane. The record is from RefSeq and is a predicted model, not a curated record. The transcript has 4 exons. Gene Ontology annotation, molecular function: palmitoyl-(protein) hydrolase activity.